Heteronotia binoei (common prickly gecko) is the source of this 2098-nucleotide messenger RNA. It is a transcript of the gene XRCC1, whose product is annotated as X-ray repair cross complementing 1. Bases 70 to 2037 code for a protein of 655 amino acids. The transcript is spliced from 17 exons. Gene Ontology annotation, biological process: single strand break repair; double-strand break repair via nonhomologous end joining; base-excision repair. Gene Ontology annotation, molecular function: damaged DNA binding. The record is from RefSeq and is a predicted model, not a curated record. NCBI's taxonomy places the organism in Eukaryota, Metazoa, Chordata, Lepidosauria, Squamata, Gekkonidae. Gene Ontology annotation, cellular component: nucleus.
CUGCACCGCUUCCGGGUGGCCGCGGAGUUUUGCCGCCGGGUGACGGCGGUGACAGAAACUGGCGGGGAGAUGCCGGAGAUCGCCCUCCGACAUGUGGUGUCCGCCAGCAGCUCCGACACGACGCACUGCGCCGAGAAUCUGCUCAAGCCUGACACUUACCGCAAAUGGAAAGCCGCCCAGCCUGGUGAGAAGCAAGUCUCGGCCAUAUUACAGUUUGAAAAGGAGGAGCAGAUUCACAGCGUCGACAUCGGCAACGAAGGCUCCGCGUUUGUGGAAGUGCUGGUCGGCAGCUCCGCCUCCCCCAGCGAGCAGAACUAUGAGGUCCUGCUGGUCACGUCUUCCUUCCUGUCCCCCUCGGAGAGCAAGAGUGGCACCAACCUGAACAGAGUUCGAAUGUUUGGACCCGACAAGCUGGUGAAGGCCACGGCUGAGAAGAAGUGGGACCGGGUGAAAAUCGUCUGCACCCAGCCCUACAACAAGUCCUUGGCCUAUGGCCUCUCCUUUGUGAGGUUCCACUCUCCGCCCGAAAACAACGAAGUUCAUUCCAAAACAUCAUCCCCAAAGAUGACCAAGCUGGGCCAGUUCAAGGUGAAGGAUGAGGACAGCAACUCUGCCUCUCUGAAGCCCGGAGCUCUCUUCUUCAGCCGGGCCAGCAAACCCCUGGCCUCCCCACAAAAAGCGUCCCAGAAUAACCAGCCCUCGCCCAGCUACGCCGCUGCCUCCCUGCAAAGCAGCGGGUCCAGUACCCCGGACCUGGCCCCAUCAACUGCGGAGAAGCCCGCCCCCAAAGCCCCACCCAAGGAGCCCACCCCGGUCAAGAGGAAGUUCGAGUUCAGCAAGGAAAACGCCCCUCUCCCCUCCGUGCCCAAGAAGGCUGACCCCGACAGCCCCCGCCCUGCGCACCCACCCCCCAAGAAACACAAAGCAUCUCCUUCCGCCCCAUCCAAGACGCCACCUUCCAAGAAGCCCCCCCAAGCACAGCCUGCGGAGGGCUCAUCGGAAGGACCCCUCCAGCAUCUCCUUCAGGGCACCGUCUUCGUGCUGAGCGGCUUCCAGAACCCCUUCCGCUCGGAGCUGCGGGACAAAGCCCUGGAGCUGGGGGCCAAGUACCGGCCGGACUGGACCCCCGACAGCACCCACCUCAUCUGUGCCUUUGCCAACACGCCCAAGUACAGCCACGUGAAAGGGCUGGGGGGCACCAUCGUGCGCAAGGAGUGGAUCCUGGACUGUUACCGCACGCGCCGGCGCCUGCCCUGCAAGCGCUACCUGAUGGGCAGCCCCGAAUCAUCCAGCAGUGAGCAAGAGGAAGACAGUGAAGACAGCAGUCCCGCCCGGCACCGGAAACCCCUUCCUCAUCGGCAGAAAGCCAGCCUCCCCAGCUCCAACCACAAACCCAAGACGCCGAGCAGCCCUCAAGCAGCCCGGCCCGUGCAGAAGAAGGCGACCUCCGGAGAGGAGGAGGAGGAGCCCAGCACUUCGCGGAACAGCAGUGUCCACAACAACUCGCGGGCGCCGGAGGCUGACUCUGCGACUUCCAGUGACGACAGAGAGCCCUCGGGUGUUCGAGACAACGAGGAAGAAGAGGGCGACACAGACGACGAGCUGAGAAGAGUCGAAGAGGAGCACCGCAAAAAGCAGCAAGGCGGGCAGGGGGCUGCUCCAGAGCCGGAGGAUGACCCGUACGGCGGCACCACCGACGAGAACACCGACGUGGAGGAGAAGGGGGAGCCGGAUCAGCCAAUCCCUGAGCUGCCAGACCUGUUUGGGGGCAAGCACUUCUUCCUCUACGGCAAAUUCCCUUCUCCAGAGCGGCGCCUCCUGAAUCGCUACAUCACGGCUUUUAACGGGGAGGUGGAAGACUACAUGAACGAAAGGGUGAACUACGUGAUCACGGCUCAGGAAUGGGACGACACCUUCGAGGAGGCUCUGAAUGAGAAUGCCAACCUCUCCUUUGUGCGCCCCCGCUGGAUCUACAACUGCAACGAGCGGCAGAAGCUCAUCCCCCACCAGCCGUACGUCGUGGUCCCGCGAGCGUAAGAGGAGGUCCUCCCGCCGGCUCAUCUAUGUAUAUAUCAUUUUACACCACCGCAUACAGAAG